Molecule: messenger RNA, 639 nt
Organism: Argiope bruennichi
Lineage: Eukaryota; Metazoa; Arthropoda; Arachnida; Araneae; Araneidae
Product: protein NYNRIN-like
Exons: 1
Coding region: 1-639 (212 amino acids)
Biological process (GO): DNA integration
Molecular function (GO): nucleic acid binding
Source: RefSeq, a predicted model, not a curated record
AUGAUAGAUAGGUUCACGAGAUGGCCAAAACCCGUACCAAUUCCAGACAUAACGGCACAGACAGUAGAACAAAACUUUUUUAAGCACUGUUUAGCCAGAUUUGGUUGUCCUGUAAGAAUUACUACUGACCAAGGCAGACAGUUUAAGAGUGAUUUAUUCCGUGCUCUCUCUCAGCUACUCGGAAUUAAAAGGAUCAGAUCUUCUCCUUAUCAUCCUCAGGCCAAUGGCCUGAUCGAAGAGUUCCACCGCCCAUUAAAGGCAGCUUUGAAAGCCUACAACACGGAUCAGUGGUCUGCAGCACUACCCACCUUGUUUCUCGGGUUCCGGUCCGUCUUCAAAGAGGGUCUACAAGAGACGACAGCUGAGCCGGUAUAUGUCAAGUGUAUGCGACUACUGGGAAAAUUGUUAGAUCCAACACCUGGAGACGCAUCACCCAAGCAGGUCGUGGAGGACUUAAAACGCCAUUUCGCAAUGGUGAGGCCAGUUCCAACUUCCUGUCAUGGACAAAGAACAAUCUCUGUGCAUCCUCACCUCAACGUGUGUUCACAUGUAUUUAUGAGACAUGACGGUGUACGCAAACCCCUACAAGCACCAUAUGAGGGACCGUACAAAGUUCUUUUCAGGCGACAGAAAGCUUGA